Dissoconium aciculare CBS 342.82 is the source of this 1047-nucleotide messenger RNA. RefSeq lists its product as uncharacterized. The coding region runs from base 188 to 736 and encodes 182 amino acids. The record is from RefSeq and is a predicted model, not a curated record. The transcript is spliced from 2 exons. Lineage: Eukaryota; Fungi; Ascomycota; Dothideomycetes; Mycosphaerellales; Dissoconiaceae.
GAACAUCCUGCAUGGACGUCCAAGGGCCUGUGUAGGUAGUUCGGAGGAUGUGAUGGUCAUUGGCGACGGGGAGACUGAGAGUGUGCAUGUGAGACAAGAUAAAAUCAAAGACGGGCGGAACCAAUGUGUUCUUUGACGAUGAAGGAGAGCGGCUUUGUCGCAGUGCUACAAUUGUACAGGUGCGGUGAUGACAAUGGGAGCAGCCGAUACAGCAGCCAUAUCGGCAUUUCAUCGUCGCGUUCCAGCUUUAAAGCCACAGGUGACGCGUCUUCUCAAGCCAUCUCGUGUUGAGAGAAACCUCCAAGGUUGUCGGUCUCUUUGCUUUUUCGGCCUUAAUAUUUUCCAGGUAUUCAUAUGGAUGGAGAGACACAUGUAUUACAUAUUCCCAGAUUUCCGCCAUGUUCCCCGAUCUCUCGUCUCGGAGGACAACGGCCGUGUGUGUGUGUGUCUGUGUGUGUCUGUGGGCAUGCACAUGGGGGCGAGUGCGCGGUCUCCCUCUCUCUCUCGUGCCCUUUCGGCUCCACAUCGUCCGACCAUUGACCAAGAUUUCGACUCGAUAGACACAUUCCGCAUCUGCCAACGUCUCUACCAAGGAAUCGACGAGAGAGAUGGUGAUGGAGAAGACGAAGAAAGGCGAACGAAACCGCGCGCCCACGUGUUUCCCCCUUCCGCUUCUGGCACUGCUUUCGUUACGGGCCUACCACGGUCAAUACGACACAUCGUAUCCAAGCAAUGACGGAUGCGCUCUCCUGAUCGCCCUGCGCCUGCCCUGCAGCGAAACCGUUUCGGGCGGGUUUCUGUCCCAAGUGCGACGAGGAAAGAGAAAAAAGAAAGACCCGAGGAGGAGAGGGAUUCCACGCAUCAGUCCCGCGUCGCCAUACGGCAUAAUUCUCCAUCAUUUGAUCCAUGUGUUUUGUGCUGUAGGGAGAAAUAGGUGCUGAACAUACCUACAGGAGGUACUCGUCCCAACCUAAUUUGGUGGGCUGCAUGCAUCGUGGAAGGCAGAGGGAGAUCGGCCGAUGCGGACCUAGCGCCGUCAACGGUUCA